ACACAGUCGAGGUUAGCUUGGCAACGCAGUCGGAGGCAUAGUUGGCAUAACUAUUAGCUAUUGAAAUUCGUACCUCCGUCGGACAAUUUAUAUCUAAAAAACAUUGAAUGAAUAAGUGCACAAUGAGUUCAAAAGAAAACGUAACGCCUGGAACAAAAUCUCAAACGACAAAUGCCAAAGCUUACGGUAAAAUCGUUCUCACCCUUCAGAAUUGUCUCCUACCAGAGGAAAAACUCAAGUCUACCCCGUCACACUUGGACGGUCUUGACGCUGAAACCGAGACAGAUUUGAGAAUUCUGGGUUGUGAGCUCAUACAAACCGCCGGCAUUCUCUUGAAAUUACCUCAGGUGGCAAUGGCUACGGGCCAAGUGAUAUUCCAAAGAUUUUACUACAGCAAAUCUUUAGUGAGGCAUAACAUGGAGACAACAGCUAUGGGAUGCGUCUGUCUCGCCAGUAAAAUCGAGGAAGCACCACGAAGGAUACGAGAUGUGAUCAACGUUUUCAAUCACAUAAAACAGAUGUCCAGUCAAAAAUCUAUAACUCCAGUAAUCCUGGACCAGAACUACGUAGCUUUGAAGAAUCAAGUGAUUAAAGCAGAGCGUCGCGUUCUAAAGGAACUGGGCUUCUGCGUACACGUCAAGCAUCCCCACAAGAUAAUUGUUAUGUAUCUGCAGGUCCUCGGUUACGAGAAGAACCAGGAUCUCAUGCAGAAGUGCUGGAACUACAUGAACGAUUCUCUACGUUCUGAUGUAUUCCUUCGACAUCAUCCUGAAACGGUGGCGUGUGCUUGUGUCUAUCUUGGAGCUAGGCAGCUUAGGCUGCCCCUCCCAACGUCACCUCCUUGGUUUUCCCUGUUCAAAGUUGAUGAGACCUCCAUCAGGGACGUCUGCCGAAAAAUCCUGAGGCUUUAUACUCGCCCGAGAGUUCGGCCCGAGGAGCUCGAGAAGAAAGUCGAGGAGCUGAGGCGACAGUAUGAAGAGGCGAGAUCCAAGGCUAGGGGUACUGAGGCUGAUGGACAUACGCCCAGUCCUCCCUUACCCAAACAUCAUAACGCAUGGGGGGGAUUCAUCAGCCGAAGUGGAACUCAUGCAGUCCCUGAAAGAGCUAAAUCACCUAGGAAAUCCAAGUCAUCGGUGGUUACAUCAUCAUCUACAACACGAGAAGAAUCCAGUACAAAGCACUCGAAGAAGAAGAGGUAUUCUAGUCGCAGCCGAUCGAGAAGUAACAGCCGAGGAAGAUCCAGAAAACCAAAGAAGACCUCACGACGUACUUCUGGCAGUCGUAAAUACAGACGAAGAUCUCGCAGUUGAUUGCACGAACGAAUCAUGCUUUACGAUCAUUUAAUCUGUACAAGAGACUUUUUGGCUUUUUGCAAGUCUUCUCUUUUUUGUAAAUAAAUAUGAAUAUCCAUUUGUCUAAAAAAUAA
Fopius arisanus is the source of this 1426-nucleotide messenger RNA. RefSeq names its product cyclin-L1. The coding region runs from base 108 to 1310 and encodes 400 amino acids. Lineage: Eukaryota; Metazoa; Arthropoda; Insecta; Hymenoptera; Braconidae. Gene Ontology annotation, molecular function: cyclin-dependent protein serine/threonine kinase regulator activity. Gene Ontology annotation, cellular component: nucleus. Gene Ontology annotation, biological process: regulation of transcription by RNA polymerase II. The record is from RefSeq and is a predicted model, not a curated record. The transcript is spliced from 2 exons.